UUCAGCUCGCACUCCUCCCCGUCUGUGUGUAAGCCCAGUGCCACUUGUCGUGCCCUGAGUCUCCUCGUGUGUGCCUGGGUGUGUGCUGGGUGUGCGCCUGCAUGUCCGCCUGCCGCCGAGUCCCGCUCCGCCUCCGCUCAUGCCACCGGCAGCAUCCUGGUGUCUCCGUGCCUGCCUGUCUGUCUGUCUGUGCGUCUGUGUGUGCUCAUGAGAAGAGAGGAGCGAGGGGAGGCGAGACCGUCACGUUUGUAGGAAGUGUCAGCAGCCGAUGCGAAGUGUGAAAGAAAACUCUGCCAUCUCUCGGGCUGCUGCAAGUGGACAGACCACCUCACAUAAUGCCAUCUUUUGAUGAGGUUUUGAAGGAGGCCGGGGAAUUUGGAAGAUUUCAAAAGAGGGUCUUUUUCCUCCUUAGCCAGACAGGCAUAACUUUUUCUUCCCUGUUCGCCAGCGUAGUUUUCCUUGGGCAGGCACCAGAGAACUUCUGGUGCAGGAUCCCUGGGGCAGCUGAGUUAAGUGAACGAUGUGGCUGGACACUGGAAGAGGAACGAAACUUCACGGUACUGCCCCUGCACCUGGGGAACAAGUCCAUCAGUGGGGAGUGCGAGAGGCUGGAUGUCACUUGGGACACCUCUGUCAGCUGCACCAGCCCGCUUGCCCGCUAUGGCAAUCACAGCACGGGCAACCUGCCACUCGCCACUUGCCACGAUAACUGGGUCUAUGAACAGCCCCACUCAUCUGUUGUCAGCGAGUAUGAUCUUGUGUGCGCCAAUGCCUGGAUGCUGGAUCUCUCACAGGCCAUCCUCAAUCUGGGGUUCCUGGCUGGUGCAUUCAUCCUGGGCUAUGCUGCAGACAGAUAUGGCAGAAUCCUCAUCUACCUGCUGUCCUGCCUUGGGGUUGGGAUAUGUGGUAUCAUAGUGGCAUUUUCACCAAAUUUUACUGUAUUUUUGGUCUUCCGUUUUCUCCAAGGCAUGUUUGGCAAGGGAACCUGGAUGACAUGCUACGUGCUGGUGACAGAGAUCGUUGGUUCUGAUCAGCGGAUUGUUGGAAUCGUGAUUCAGAUAUUCUUUACCCUGGGAAUUAUAAUUCUCCCUGGAAUUGCAUACUUGAUUCCCACCUGGCAGGGGAUCCAGCUGGCCAUUUCACUGCCCAACUUCCUCUUCCUGCUCUACUAUUGGGUGGUUCCUGAAUCUCCACGUUGGCUCCUGACACGCAAAAAGGGAGAGAAAGCAUUAAAAAUCAUGCACGACAUCGCCAAACACAAUGGGAAAUUUCUCUCACCACAUUACUCAGAGAUAACUAUUAGCAACGAGGAGGUCAGUAACCCCUCCUUUCUUGACCUGGUGAGGACUCCCCAGAUGAGGAGGAACACAUUCAUCUUGAUGUAUGCCUGGUUCACAAGUGCCCUGAUCUACCAAGGGCUUGUCAUGCGCCUGGGAAUUAUCGGAGGAAACCUCUACCUAGACUUCUUCAUCUCAGGAGCUGUGGAGCUGCCCGCUGCUUUCCUAAUCAUAGUGACAAUUGAUCGCAUUGGCCGGCGCCUGCCCUUCGCCAUGAGCAACAUCGUGGCAAGCAUUGCAUGUCUCAUUACUGCCUUCUUGCCAGAAGAUAUUCCAUGGCUCAAAACGACAGUUGCCACACUGGGAAGACUGAGCAUCACAAUAGCUUUUGAAGUUGUCUAUCUAGUGAACAGUGAAUUGUACCCUACGACACUGAGAAACUUUGGUGUCUCCCUGUGUUCAAGUCUGUGUGAUCUAGGUGGGAUCAUAGCCCCAUUCCUGCUUUUUCGAUUAGCAGCCAUUUGGUUGGAGCUACCUCUAAUUAUUUUCAGUAUUCUUGCAGCUGUCUGUGGGAUCCUAGUAUUGCUUUUGCCAGAGACAAAGGGAAUCUCAUUACCAGAGACAGUGGAGGAUGUGGAGCAGCUUCCAAGUCAUUUUGGAAAAUGUGGCAAGAAACGGAAACACCGGGACACCAACUCUUACAUUUGAUUUUUGAAGGACAGCACUGAGCUAAGAACUUUGUUCCCAUAAUGGGAAUUUGUUCUCCACCUGCCACCACUUCAAAAUUUGCUGCAGAAUAUGGAUUAAACUUCAUGUUCUUCUUCUAAGCACAAGGACAUUUAAUACAAGUAGUGUAUUUUUCUAUGAAUACGGAAUAAAUUCUUUUUUUUUUCUGAGUAAACUGUUUGCAAGAAGGCACUGUGGUUCUUCAGAGAGAACAAACAGCUUUAAAAAGAUGCACUGUCCAGCUCAGUGCCCUUGUAUUUAUUUCUUUAUCUGAGACAUUUGUUUAUUGUUUUGUUAGGAUUUCUGUUUGGGUGGGAAGAGUUUAAACAGUACUGCUUGUUUAAGAUUUAGAUGACCUUGAGGAGGAGAGGAUGACUAUUUCAACCUGACCUCCUUUGCCCCUAAAGAAUUUGGACAAACAGAAGACAUGAUAGCUCAGAAAGGAGGGUACUGAUCAGGGUGAUCAGACCUUUCCCUGGUUGGGAAGGCUGGGAAUCAGCAGUGUGCAUCAGGAGAACUUCUCUAUGGUCUGAUUGUCAUCCAUAGGGACCCUUUUCAACAAAAGCCCUGCUUCCCUCCUUGUUCAAGGGCUUUCUGAAAUGCAGCAGCAGUCCUCCUCGCCUUUCCAGGGCUUUAUGUAGGGUUAUACCCUGCAGAGGGCAUUAACUCUGUGGGACAGACUGUCCUGCUGCCCACUAGUGCCUUUCCCAGACACAGCUGGGGUUCAUGUGACACCCCUCAUAUCUCCAAGGGAAGGGAUUCUCCCUGCUCUCCUCUUUUAAAUGCUUUUCCAAACACCUCUCUCAAGAGCAUGCUGAUUUUUUCCUUUGCAAAUCAUGCUCUCUGCCCAUCCCUACAAACCAAAUUCCUUUACCCUACCACUGCCAAGGUGACCUGCAAUUUCUGUCUUCUGUUCAUUAUCACUAUUUGCCAUCUUUCUGUCCUGGGGAUAAUUUUUUUGGGCUGUUGACAGAGAUGUUAAGCUGUCUUGGGCAGGGCUGAGACAGGAGCUUUGGUUAUGGAGGGAAGUGUUAACUGGUCCUUUGAAGACGAUGUAACAGAGUAACUCUCUGGCUCUGCAAGCGGAUUCCAGGGACAGACUGCUUUUCCUUUCUCCUGUAUGACCUUCAUCAAGAAUGGUGUCCUGGCCACUGGCUGGUGAACAAUACACUCCUUACAGGGAAGGACUUGAAAAGAUGUGGCAUUCAAAAGGUAUCCUGUUACCAACAGAGAAAUAAAUAAACAAAAGAAAGUCAGUGAGCAGUGGUUAAGGGCCUUAUAAGCUCAGAAAAAAACGUAUUUAGCCUAAGCAAAUAUAGGACUGAGUUUGGAAGGUUCAUACCACAAAUGAGUAGCACUAUAGUACAGUCAGUGAAACUCAAUGACCACUGCUCCAGUCUUACAAUCCUAAGAGCACACAAGGAUUUCCUAUGGUAAGGAAUAUACUGUAAUUUUCAACAGUUCCCAACUCUCCCUGCCUUUACCCAGCAACUGCCCUUAUCAGCAGCCCUUCUGGAGGAAAACAGGACCUUUAAUAAUAAUCCCAGCCUAAUGUUUGCACACUUUAGGCAGUUAGUGAUAAAGGCCUGUCUUUCAAGGCUGUUUCUAACUUACUCUGAGGCAUGGUAAAGGUCAAAGGUAUGCUUAGCAAAAGUCAGUAAUGACUUAGAGAUAUGAAACUAAAUGAACAUCUCACAAUGUAUCCAGCUAAUCUAGAAGACAACCCAAGACUGGAGCUACUGAUACAGGGAGAAAACUUCUCCUACACCCUAUAGAUAGCUGAAGACAAUAGCCCAAGGCUGGCUGGUAGAGACCAGCCCUGAACUGGAAGCUUUGGGCUGGCACUGGCCAGAUGCUGUGUCUCAGUGCAGGGUGGAAAGUGCAGGCACCCAGCCACAAAACUCAGCCCAGCCAACCCCUACUGAAGGCACCAUGGAGAACCAGGUGAAGUAAUCACAUGUGAUGCUGGAUGAGCUGAACCACUCUCUUCCAUUUAGUGUUUCUUCUUUGUGACUUCUUUUUUUUAAAAUCAGUGUCUUAAACACUUAAGCAGUUUGAGAAGGACUGCAGAGAUCUUUUAAAGCUUCGACUUUCCAAAUAAAUGUGAUUAAUAUUUGCCAGUUUCUUCUGUUUGUGGACAACUAAAACAUGUUGAGAAGUGAGAGAUGCAAAGACUUGUUUCUGCCUUUGAGAUUAUGCUUUGUUUUGCAUAGCGUUAUGUGUUGCUCAAAAGAUAAUAUAAGUGAUAAAUUUUGAUAGGUGAAGUGGCUAGGGGCAGUGUCAGAAUGUUUAAUAUAUUUAUUUCUUAAAAAUUAAUUUUGUAAAGGACAGCAGAAAAAAGCCUGUGCGUAUGUUUUGACUUCUAAUCUAGUAGCAGUUAGCAACUUCAGGUGGUGUUUGUAUUUGAUAAUUGCUCCUGUGCUAACUCUUAUCCCUAACAGGGAUUUUGUAAACUGAAAAAUCCUCCCAUCUCUGUGAGACUUUGUGCUGCCUCAUGAAGGUGCAGUGGGUAUGUAACGUGGGGUAUGGCCAGCGGUUUGGUGACAGUGGGGUUCCACUCCUGUGGGCGAGGGAGGACAGAUGAGGUGGUGGAACCAGAUGAAGAGCUUCAGUGAAGGAGAACCCCAAGGAAAACCAGCUGCACGGAGGUGGAUGCACGUGGGCAUGCAGACCACAGGACAGGCUGUUUGUUUAAAAAAAGUUAUUCUAAAUUCAUGUGUGCCUCAAAGCGCUUAAUACUUACAGGGAUGUCCUACAAGCUUCUCAGGAGGCACAGCAGUGUUUUCCUAAGGUGCAUGUGCUGACAGUAAAAUGGCUAUUGUGACCCAGCUCACUCAGUGAGAGGCAACUCUUCAAGGAGGGCCCUAACUCUGUCAGCUAUAGCUGUCCUGCAUGUGUAUCCUCCAGAGGCUCAGUGAGAGAUCUGAGGUACACAAGAGACAAAGGGUCACCACACCAUCACCAAAGGCACACGAACAAUGUGAGCUCAGAAACACAGCUGUGUUCUUCCUGCCAGCAAAGAGGUUUCUUGGACCAACAAGCAGGGGGAAGUGCUAUUUUGGGUCAAAUGUGCCACUGCCACCAAAUGUGCUGAGUUACUUCACCCAGACUGUGCAAAUGUUUGCUGCAGAAAGUGGCAAUUUUUAUUGCCGCUGACAGUCUGGCAGAAGGAAAAGAUCACAAUUGGCACUUUUUAAAGGGUUGUGAGGUGGGACUUUUGUGGCAACUCACGCAUGUCCAGGCACUUACCAUUUUGGCAAGGAGAGCAGGGCCAAUGGUUUCUCUGUCUACAAGCCAGGUAUUAACCAUGCAUUCAAGAGUUCACAUCUGAAGAGCUUAACAAAUCACAGACCAAGCUGCAACACAGAAUUUCUGUUGCCAGGGAAGUAUUGUACAAAUCUCUUGGCUGGCUUAAUGAUCAAAGUGGAUAUAUAUGGAAAAUAUGCAGGAGGGUAUUUGUGUUCAGUGAAUCCCUCUGACCAGACAGGGGGGUGGGAUGUGCUUUAUCAGAGCUACUCCUGCUCAGGAAGGCACUGCCCUGAGAUGAUUGCAUCUCCCAGAAUCAGACUCCAGGUGUAGAAACUUCAAAAAUCACCCUGCCACCUAACUAUGCUUUAUAAUUCUCAUCUCCCUUUAAGGCAAUGUGAGAAAACACCAAACCAAACCAAAACUCCUAGGAUACAAAACAUCCCUUCUGUAUGUACAGGCAUACAAAAACAUAAAGACAAUUUAAAAAUGAUGCACAGUUUGGCUUGUCUGGGAGUGCACCUCUCCAGUGCGUAAAAUGGACAAGACAAAUCCCACCUCAGGAGGGGAUUACUGUUACUUGGAGUAGACUCAGCACAUUCUGGGGAUGCAGGAAGGAUGCUACACAGAGCUGGGGGUCCCCAGAUGCCUGUGGGGAGCUCCCUGGUUUAUAUGCAAGAGAGUCGGGAUGUGAGCAGGAGUUCAUAGUCAGCAAUUGUUUCACCUUGGCAAGCAGGAGUCAAGCUUUUCCUGGAAAGCAUUUCAAAAGGUUUAAGCUUUCACUUCCUAUAACCACAUGUGUACAUAAUCUUCUUUUAGAGAAGAAAAAUGUACAUCUUACAGUUACGUAGUCAGAUAAUGCUAUAAAAAGAAAUAAAUGGGUACUGUGGACAACUAAAUUUUAUAAUAUGUAAAUGCAUUGUCACUACUUGUGGUAAUCAUUGAUAGCUAUUUUCCUUUCUUGCUAGGGACUAACUUCAGGGUCAGGCUGUUUUUUAUUCACUGUUUUAUAUCUUUGAUGCAACAUUUAUACUUUUGCUGACACAUGUAUUUCCAUGACAAUAAAAAAUACAAAAACACAAA
This is a messenger RNA of Corvus hawaiiensis (hawaiian crow), 6332 nucleotides long. It is a transcript of the gene SLC22A3, whose product is annotated as solute carrier family 22 member 3. Gene Ontology annotation, biological process: transmembrane transport. The transcript is spliced from 11 exons. Gene Ontology annotation, cellular component: membrane. NCBI's taxonomy places the organism in Eukaryota, Metazoa, Chordata, Aves, Passeriformes, Corvidae. The record is from RefSeq and is a predicted model, not a curated record. Bases 336 to 1985 code for a protein of 549 amino acids. Gene Ontology annotation, molecular function: transmembrane transporter activity.